Molecule: messenger RNA, 458 nt
Organism: Ruditapes philippinarum (Manila clam)
Lineage: Eukaryota; Metazoa; Mollusca; Bivalvia; Venerida; Veneridae
Product: ficolin-1-like
Exons: 3
Source: RefSeq, a predicted model, not a curated record
UCAUAGGCGAAUGAACGGGUCAGUGGGAUUUUAUCGCAACUUUACAGAGUAUGAGAAUGGCUUUGGAAACGUUGAUGGAGAGUUGUGGCUAGGUUUAAAGUAUAUACAAGAACUAGCUGAACAAGGUUCUACAGAGAUUCGUCUUGACAUGACAAGAAAUGAUAGUACAACAGGUCAUGAAACUUGUCCAGACUUUAUGUUAACAGAAGGAACAAAUUAUACUCUAAAAAUUGGGUCGUGCAUAAAAAAUGGAUUCAAGGAUCCAUUCUUUGGCGGCUUUGAUGAUACUAAUCAAAUGCCAUUUACAACUUACGACCGUAAUCUUGACACAAUAGGUGGGAACUGCGCCGUGAGGGAACAUGGAGCCUGGUGGUAUGGUUAUGAAUGUACUUAUGUCAAUCUAAAUGGAUACUAUGCGACGCCAGGCACGGAAUGUGAAUUUCCCGGUGCCACCAGAG